GUCGCAAUUUGACUGAAUCAUUCCAACGUGUCUCAGCCAUGACGUGCCGACGGCACAUGUGGGGUGUUGUUUUACUUGGAGCUGCGCUUUGCUUUGUGCCCAGUCCCACACCGUCGGCGGUGCCCCGAGCACGAGUUGCUGCGCCCACACGGUUCCCCGCACCGGCGGCGCCAGCGGCCGGAGUUCUUGCGGCGGUGGUCGGCCUGGUGCUGUCUUUAGCGCCGGCCUGGGCGACUCCGCCGGCCGACAGCGUGGAGGCCGCCUGGGGCUUCGUCAAGCGAAACUUUUACGACCAGACGUAUAACCAGCAAGACUGGAGCGCCGCCCACGAGCGCUUCCUGGAGCGCGCACGCAAGGGUGAGCGAGCAGAGAGCAUCGUGAGAGACAUGGUGGGCUCCCUGGGUGAUCGCUACAGCCGCGUCAUCGACGCCGAGACCUUUGAGCAGCUCAUGGCUUUCGACCCUUUGGGCGUGGGCCUGGUGCUGGCGCGGAACGACCAGAAGGAGGUCAUCGUCAGUAGCCCCCCCUUCGUGGGUUCCUCAGCGGCGCAGGCUGGCAUCAAGCAGGGCGACCUGGUGGACACUGUGGAUGGGUUGAGCUUUCAAGAGCAGUCACUGCUGGCUGUCUCGGACAAGGUGGCGCAGAAGGACGCAGAGACUGUGACUCUGAGCGUGCGGCCCAAAGAUGGCGCGCCUCGCCAGGUCAGCCUGGUGCGCUUGCGGCAGGCCAAGCCCCAGAACCAGGUGGAGUCAGGAGUCGUGAGCAAGUCUGAUGGCCACAAGAUCGGGUACCUGCGUCUGCGGAGCGUCGGCGCCCGCAGCGCGCUGGAGAUGGCGGAGGCGCUGAAGGCUCUGCGGGCAGAGGGCGCCGAGGAGUUGGUCCUGGACCUCCGGGGCAAUGGAGGCGGGUCCUUCCCUGCGGCGCUGGAAGCGGCGGAGCUCUUUCUGCCGCCCGGCUCGGUGGCCGCGCAGGUAAAGCUGCCGACCGCAGAGAACAAGCCGAUCCGCGUGGGCGAAGGAGCUCAGCCGCCGGCCACGGAGCCUUUGGCGGUGCUGGUUGAUGGCGGCAGCGCCAGUGCGAGCGAGGUGUUGGCGGUGGCGCUGCGGGGCAACUGCCGGGCGCCGCUGCUGGGCCAGCGGAGCUUCGGCAAGGCGGCGGUGCAGGGGGUUUUUGGACUGCCCAACAAGGAGGCGGUGGCGCUCACGGUUGCGCGCUACAGCGGCCCCGGGGGCACCAGUAUCGAGGGCGGCUUGGAGCCGGAUCUGCCGGGCCCCGGCGUGGCGCUGGGGGGUUUCUCCGCCGCGGGGCUCUUCGGGGCUCUGGGGGGACCGGCGCAAAGCGGGGAGUACACGGCGCUGGACGUGGCGGAAGCCUCCAAGGUGGCGCUGGCGGGGUGCAAGGCCGGGGAGGCUUGGUGA
Molecule: messenger RNA, 1418 nt
Organism: Effrenium voratum
Lineage: Eukaryota; Dinophyceae; Suessiales; Symbiodiniaceae
Source: the annotation of a GenBank genome assembly